AUGCAAAUCACUCUCUUCCGUGGCUGGCUAGAUCCAGGAAAUUACGUAUGGUCCCCAUUUGUUACCAAAAUUGAAUUCCACUUCCGCCAAGCCAACGUGAAGUACAUCUUGGAUGGUGGCUCACCUCGAUCAGCACCAAAAGGGAAGAUACCAUAUAUCUCAGUACACGAUGAAGGGUCGUCUCCUUUUCUGAUUGCCGAUUCUGCACUCAUUAUAGCAGGGUUAGUGGAGUCAGAUAUUCUACCCGAUCUCAAUUCAUCAUUGGAGCCGGCAGCAAAAGCUCAAGAUAUGGCGAUUCGUGCUCUUCUUGAGGAUAAGCUAUAUUUCUAUGGAAUCCGAGAGCGUUGGAUGGACAAUUAUUAUACUCAGAGAGAUAAAGUUCUAGGAUCUGUCCCUUAUCCCAUGCGUGUUCUAGUCGGGAUUCUUGCUUAUCGUCAGAUGAAAGCUACAUUGUAUGGCCAAGGAACUGGACGAUUCACUUCUGAAGAGAUAAUGGUAUUCCGAAAGGAGAUAUGGCAAAGUCUUGAUGGACUUCUAGAGACUUCAAGAAAACCCACAUUAGAUGUCGCUCCUGCAAAAAAGGAUCCAUUUUGGUGUCUCGGUGGUGAACAACCAACCGAAGCCGAUGCAAGUCUCUUUGGCUUCAUUAUAUCAAUACUCGUAAGCACUAGUGUCCCGGUCUCUAGAGAACUCGUACGAUCUCUUCCUGCCGUCAUGGAUUAUGUCGAAAGAAUACAUUAUCGAUACUUUCCUGACUACGAGAAAUGGAUUGACGAGUAA
Molecule: messenger RNA, 780 nt
Organism: Botrytis fragariae
Lineage: Eukaryota; Fungi; Ascomycota; Leotiomycetes; Helotiales; Sclerotiniaceae
Product: putative failed axon connections
Exons: 3
Coding region: 1-780 (259 amino acids)
Source: RefSeq, a predicted model, not a curated record